CAGUGACAUGUCGUCCAUCGCCGGAAAUACAUGGCAAUUCGAGUGUGAAGAUGAUGGCGUACAUACUGAUUCACUCCUCAAUAGACUGACGACGCAGGAGUUCGAACGCUCCAUGAACGCUCAGUCCACACAAAGUGACUUAUCCUAUGCAUCAUCUGAAUCGUCUGUCUCUGCCGCAUCGAUGUCAUCGGUCGCCCAUGAAUUCUUGCAUUCGGAUCGGACAAACGCACAUCGGGAUCAUCGACGUUCUUCUGCGGAUAUCCACGCGUCUUGGGAAGACUUUCGUCGGCAUAUUUUGGAACAAUUCGGUGAGGUAGAGGUACGACGACAAGAGAUUGUUUGGAAACUAGCGGAGUCGGAGGCAACUUUCGUAGUCAACCUGCAGAAUAUGGUGCAACUCUUCAUCCUUCCUUUACGCGUUCGAAGUACGAAGGUCUGGGUUUCUGGCAGUUCCAGACGACGUCUCGAGGCUGUUUGACUGGUUGGAAGACAUCGUACACCUCCACACAAAAUUAUCCGCCAGUCUCACCGGUCUUCGGGAUGUGCACAACUCCGACCUGCAAUGCGUCGGGGAAGUUCUUCGACCUUUCAUGGCAAAGCUUGAAAUAUAUCAGCCUUACCUGGUAAAGCUGGAGUUUGUCGCAACCAGAAUCGAACAUCUUGUCGCCCAGGAGAAAAGUGACAUCGGAGAUUUUAUCAAGCUACAAGAGCGCUCCUCCGCCUGCCAGGGAUGGUCAUUGGAGAAAUACUUGGUCGAACCUGUCCAAAGGCUCUCCCAAUACCCUGACUUUUUUCACGUG
This is a messenger RNA of Suillus subaureus, 800 nucleotides long. RefSeq lists its product as uncharacterized. NCBI's taxonomy places the organism in Eukaryota, Fungi, Basidiomycota, Agaricomycetes, Boletales, Suillaceae. The coding region runs from base 8 to 478 and encodes 156 amino acids. The transcript has a single exon. The record is from RefSeq and is a predicted model, not a curated record.